CCCACCAUCAACAUGGCCGCGAGGCUGUCCCUCUUUCCCGCAGGCACUGACACUAACUAGUGACGCGGUCAUCGUGCGCCGGAAGUUAUUAGUGAGUACGCGGUGCAUUCUGGAAGACGCUUAGGAACACCGAGUUGCGUUGCGAGGAAGAUGGCGGCCUCCACAUCUGCAGGCGGCGGCGCGGGGCCCUCGGGCCCUGGAAACCCAGCCGGUGCCUCGGGAAUGACCGCAGCUAUUACCGGUACUAUGAACAAGAAGAAGAAACCAUUCCUCGGGAUGGCGGCACCGCUGGGAUAUGUACCGGGCCUGGGCCGAGGUGCCACUGGCUUCACAACCCGUUCUGAUAUUGGUCCUGCCCGUGAUGCCAACGACCCAGUGGAUGACCGCCAUGCCCCUCCAGGAAAGAGAACUGUGGGGGACCAGAUGAAGAAGAACCAAGCAGAUGAUGACGAUGAAGACUUGAAUGAUACAAAUUAUGAUGAGUUCAACGGCUAUGCAGGGAGCUUGUUCUCUAGUGGCCCCUACGAGAAGGACGAUGAAGAAGCAGAUGCCAUAUAUGCAGCCCUGGAUAAGCGAAUGGAUGAGAGACGGAAGGAGAGAAGGGAGCAGAGAGAAAAGGAAGAAAUUGAGAAAUAUCGUAUGGAGAGACCCAAGAUUCAGCAGCAGUUUUCUGACCUGAAGAGGAAGCUUGCAGAAGUGACAGAAGAAGAGUGGCUGAGCAUCCCUGAGGUGGGAGACGCACGUAAUAAGCGCCAGAGAAAUCCACGGCAUGAAAAGCUUACGCCUGUUCCCGACAGCUUCUUUGCAAAACACUUACAGACCGGGGAGAACCACACGUCAGUUGAUCCACGUCAGAAUCAAUUUGGAGGUUUAAACACCCCUUUCCCUGGAGGACUGAAUUCUCCAUACCCUGGUGGGAUGACCCCAGGGUUAAUGACGCCUGGCUCUGGGGAUCUGGACAUGAGAAAGAUUGGACAGGCCAGAAACACACUAAUGGACAUGAGGCUGAGCCAGGUGUCCGACUCUGUAAGUGGUCAGACUGUGGUUGACCCCAAAGGUUAUCUGACUGACCUGAAUUCUAUGAUCCCAACCCACGGAGGAGAUAUCAAUGAUAUUAAGAAAGCCCGUCUACUUCUGAAGUCGGUGAGGGAAACAAACCCUCAUCACCCUCCAGCCUGGAUUGCUUCUGCCCGUCUUGAGGAGGUGACUGGCAAAUUACAAGUAGCUCGAAACCUCAUCAUGAAAGGAACAGAGAUGUGUCCCAAGAGUGAGGAUGUCUGGCUGGAGGCUGCUCGAUUACAGCCCGGGGACACUGCUAAGGCUGUGGUAGCACAAGCUGUGCGUCACCUCCCGCAGUCGGUGCGCAUCUAUAUCCGAGCAGCAGAACUGGAGACUGAUCUUCGAGCUAAGAAACGUGUCCUGAGAAAAGCUCUGGAGCAUGUCCCUAACUCUGUACGUCUGUGGAAAGCUGCUGUGGAGCUGGAGGAGCCGGAGGAUGCCCGAAUCAUGUUGAGUCGUGCCGUGGAGUGUUGUCCAACCAAUGUGGAGUUGUGGCUGGCUUUGGCCAGAUUGGAGACUUAUGAAAAUGCCCGUAAGGUUCUGAACAAGGCUCGGGAGAACAUUCCCACAGACAGACACAUCUGGAUUACAGCUGCCAAGCUGGAAGAGGCCAAUGGGAACACACAGAUGGUGGAGAAGAUUAUAGACAGAGCAAUCACAUCUCUGAGAGCCAACGGAGUAGAAAUCAACCGCGAACAAUGGAUACAGGAUGCAGAGGAGUGUGACAAGGCUGGCAGUGUGGUAACAUGUCAGGCCAUCAUCAGGGAUGUAAUUGGCAUCGGAAUAGAAGAGGAGGAUCGGAAGCACACAUGGAUGGAGGAUGCCGACAGUUGUGUCGCACACAGUGCCUUGGAGUGUGCCCGGGCUAUCUAUGCCCAUUCCCUACAAGUUUUCCCCAGCAAAAAGAGUGUUUGGCUAAGGGCUGCUUAUUUUGAGAAGAACCAUGGUACCAGGGAGUCUCUGGAAGCACUCUUGCAGCGUGCUGUUGCCCAUUGUCCUAAAGCUGAAGUGUUGUGGCUGAUGGGAGCCAAGUCCAAGUGGCUUGCAGGUGAUGUGCCGGCUGCCAGAAGUAUCCUUGCCUUGGCUUUUCAGGCCAAUCCCAACAGUGAAGAGAUCUGGUUGGCUGCCGUGAAACUGGAGUCCGAAAACAAUGAAUAUGAGAGAGCUCGUCGACUGUUGGCCAAAGCUCGGAGCAGUGCACCUACUGCCAGGGUGUUCAUGAAAUCUGUAAAGCUGGAAUGGGUUUUGGGGAACAUUGAAGCAGCUCAGGAUCUCUGUGAGGAAGCUCUUCGACAUUACGAGGAUUUCCCCAAACUGUGGAUGAUGAAGGGACAGAUUGAAGAGCAAAUGGAACAGACUGAAAAGGCCAGAGAUGCUUAUAACCAAGGGUUGAAGAAGUGUAUUCAUUCUACGUCUUUGUGGUUGCUCCUGUCUCGUCUGGAGGAGAAGGUUGGACAGUUAACACGAGCCAGGGCCAUCCUGGAGAAGUCUCGACUGAAAAACCCAAAGACCCCAGAGCUGUGGCUCGAGUCCGUGCGUCUGGAGUUCCGAGCUGGGCUUAAAAACAUUGCCAAUACCCUGAUGGCUAAAGCUCUGCAAGAAUGUCCCAACUCAGGAAUUCUUUGGGCAGAAGCUGUGUUUCUGGAAGCCAGGCCCCAGCGCAAAACUAAGAGUGUUGAUGCCCUUAAGAAGUGUGAACAUGACCCACAUGUACUGCUGGCAGUUGCUAAACUUUUCUGGAGCGAACGCAAGAUUACCAAAGCUCGGGAAUGGUUUCACCGAACCGUGAAAAUUGACUCUGACCUAGGGGACGCCUGGGCAACUUUCUAUAAGUUUGAACUGCAGCAUGGUACAGAGGAGCAGCAAGAGGAGAUCAGGAAGCGCUGUGAGAAUGCAGAACCGCGCCAUGGGGAGCUUUGGUGUGCAGUGUCCAAAGAUAUAAAGAACUGGCAGCAGAAGAUAGGGGAGAUCCUUGUCCUGGCGGCAGCUCAAAUCAAAAACACCUUCUGAUGAGAGGUUGGGUUGCAGUGCAUUGUCGGUCCUUCCUGAACUAUUUCUGUGUUUUUAAUACAUUCUUUUGGAUUCCCCUGCUCUUUGGAAUUUGUCUUUGUGAUACCAUGCGGAAGGGAGCAAAAGGGAAUUAUUUUGUAAAUGUCUUGGAGCAGUUCCUAAUUUGGGAUUUUCUGUGAAAGUUCCACAGCAUUGCUUGCCUUUCCGUUUCCAUUAAAAUGAACUCUUAGUAUUUGGUGGCAGGAGACUAUUUAUAGUUUAGAAAGCCACAUCGGCUUCAGAUGCAACCUCUCUGCGGCGUGAAGAAGGCUCCAUUUUUGAAUGUGGUCAGUAAUUAUUGCUGUGCAUCGUGGAUUGUCACUAAUAUCCCAAAACGACAUAAGGCUCCCUGCGUUUAUAAUGUCUGUCAUUAUUCCCGUGAGACUUCGAUGCUGCAUCUAGUACCUGGACAUUAAUGUAUAAUGUAAUGCCGAAUCACAUCAAUACAGUAUAUCUUAUUGGGAUUUUGGCAGUUUGGGACUGAGCAGUGGAUUUAAUAUCUUUACUACAGGGAUUAGUAUCUUAGCAGCAGUGGCAGUCUAUUUAAUGUUAUCUUCUUUGGUUUAAUAUUCUUGCAAUACAAGCCUUGUUUGUGUGGAAGGUAAA
Molecule: messenger RNA, 3714 nt
Organism: Xenopus laevis (African clawed frog)
Lineage: Eukaryota; Metazoa; Chordata; Amphibia; Anura; Pipidae
Gene: prpf6.L
Product: pre-mRNA processing factor 6 L homeolog
Biological process (GO): mRNA splicing, via spliceosome; spliceosomal tri-snRNP complex assembly; RNA processing
Cellular component (GO): nucleoplasm; catalytic step 2 spliceosome; nuclear speck
Source: RefSeq, marked provisional